Messenger RNA from Mauremys reevesii (Reeves's turtle), 3248 nucleotides. Its product is annotated as E3 ubiquitin-protein ligase TRIM69-like. The record is from RefSeq and is a predicted model, not a curated record. Bases 307 to 1740 code for a protein of 477 amino acids. Gene Ontology annotation, molecular function: protein binding. The transcript is spliced from 6 exons. Lineage: Eukaryota; Metazoa; Chordata; Testudines; Geoemydidae.
GUGGGUGUGGGUGAGAGAGAGAGAGAUUCUGGCUGUGAGUGUGAGUGUGGGUGUGUUUUGGCUGGGACUCCGUGUCUAUCUCUGAGCAUCUCUCACUGGCUGGGUGUGUUGAGCAGAGAUCUCAGGCCCACACCCUGGGAGUGAUAAACUCGUGGGUAGAGCAAAUGUAACCUGUGCCGCACCUUUCCCUGGGCCUCCCUGCAGAGCGCACAGGCACAGCAGCUCCUGGCUUCUCCCCCCGGCCCAGGGAGGGCAGUGGGGUCUACUGGUUAGAGCAGGCAGGCUGGGAGCCAGGAUCUGCCCCCCAUGGCCUCUCCUGCCCCCCAAUUGGGGUCUCUCUCUGAGGAAUUCUCCUGCCCUGUGUGCCUGGACUGGCUGCAGGAUCCCGUCACCCUGCCCUGCGGCCAUGUCUACUGCCAGGGCUGCAUCGAGACAACGUGGGGCACCCUGGGUGUCCCCCCUGCCUGCCCUGAAUGCCGGGAGCCCUGCCCCGACAGGAGAUAUGCCCCCUGCAGGCUGCUGAGGAAGCUGAUCGACCAGGCCAGGGGGCUGAGCACUGGUGGGGCAGGGGAGGGGGCGCACCCAGGGGGCAGGUGCCAGGAGCACAGCGAACCCCGGAGGGUGGCAGGUGGGGCAUUCGCCGGUGAGCUGUGCAGGGAACCAGCCUCAUACGAAAACCUCCGCUUCCUCCCCAUCCACCAGGCCACUGGGCAGCAUCAGGAGGAGCUGCCCUCAGCCAUAGCCCAGCUGGAGUCCAGCCUCGCUGGGCUCCUGAAGCUGAAGACGGAGGAGGAAGAGAGGAUUUGGAACCACCAGGCGAUGGUGCUCAGCCUGGAGGAUCACAUCGCCACGGAGUUCGGGAAGCUGCGGGGCUGGCUGGCCGCCCGGGAGGAGGAGUGGCAGGAGAGGCUGCGGCGGGCGGGCAGAGCCCAGCUGCGGGCGAUGCAGAGGAACCUGCAGGAGCUGGCGGGGAAAUGCCAGGCAGCCCAGGAGAUGCUCACCGAGGCCCAGGCCCACCUGCCCCAGCAGAACACCAUGGAGUUCCUGACAGACAUAAAAUCCUCCCUGGACUGGGUGAAGCAGCAACUGGCUACCCCUUGUGGGCCGAAUACGGGGUCCCUAUCACAGACUCUGGGGCAAUUCAAAGGGCCGAUCCAGUAUACUGCCUGGAAGGACAUGAAAUCCAUCCUCAACAUAGAUCUCCCGCGGGUGACGCUGGAUCCCGCCACGGCUCAUCCCUGCCUGGUUCUCUCGGAGGAUCGCACCCGGGUCCGGGACGGCCACCUCCGCCGGCCCCUCCCCGACACGCCUGCCCGCUUCAAUUUCUGCGUGGCCGUGCUGGGUGCGGGGGCGUUCGCCUCCGGGAGGCGCUACUGGGAGGUGGAGGUCAGGGAGAAGCCGGCGUGGACGCUGGGCGUGGUCCACGCCUCCGUCAGCCGCAAAGGGAAGAUCCACGCCUCCCCCAGCAAGGGAUUCUGGGUCAUUCGGCUCCGGGGCGGGGCCGAGCUCAUGGCCAAGGACACGCCCCCGAUGGUGCUCCGCCCCCAGGCCCUGCCCCACAGGAUUGGGGUGUACCUGGACUAUGAAGGGGGCCAGGUUUCCUUCUACGAUGCCCGGGGCAUGGCCCACCUCUAUACGUUCAGCGCCCGGUUUGCAGAGAGUGUGUAUCCCUAUUUCUGCCCCGGGCUCUACGAUUCGGGGGGGAACGCUACCCCCCUGAAAAUCUGCCCCUUGCCCUGAGCCAGCUGCUCCUCUGCCCUGGGGCCGGAUCGGAGCCACAGCCCCCUAGAGGGGAGAGGCCCCGUGCUCCAUUCCCUGCCCCAGUUCUGGUGUCCACCACUCGAGAAGGACGUGGAUCGACUGGAGAGGGGGUCAGAGAAGAACCAGGAUUAAAGGAUUGGACAACCUGCCUGAGCAUGAGAGACUCCCGGAGCUCGAGGGGUUUAGAGGAACAAAGAGAAGGCCACGGGGUAACUAGAUCACGGGCCACAAGUACCUCCAUGGGGAACGGACGUGACUGUGGGCUCUUCAGUCUACCAGAGAAAGGUCUGACACGAGCCACUGGCUGUUAGACGGGUUCAGACGGGUAAUAAGGUACAAAUUUGUAACAGGGAGGGGAAUUCACCAUGGAAACAAUUUCCCAAAUGCUGUGGUGGAUUCUCCAUCCCUGGCAAGUUUUCAAUCAAGAGCAGAUGGGGUCACGGUGGCAUCCUGGCGCUAGGCCCUGGAUCAUCUGAAACAAUGCCGCAGACACGUGCUGGAUCCUCACAGGAGACAUUUCUAUGCUGCUCUAUGCUCCGUAAUUGGUGGGCGGGUGAUAAGAGGCGAAGACGCACUUGCGUUAAAGGUACCGGCGUGGGAACCAGGGCUCCUGGGUUCUGGCUAGAGGCGGUGGGAAAUUUUCCAAAGAUGGACCAUGUUCGUGUAGGGAAAAAAUGCCAUGGAAACAUUCUGAUGACAUUUCGGGGAGGAGGGACUGGCAGGCAGGGGAGAAUCACAUCAGGGCAUUUCGGGUUUUUUGCUUCAACGGGAUGUUUCGUUUUGAUUUUUUUGAAUUUUACAUUUGUCAUCGUUAUCAGCCCAACACUCUUUAGGUCGGAAGGACUGGAUUUGUAUCUGUCAACGUCAAUUUCACCGUCCGUGCCCCCAAACUGACCAAAAAAUAUCUCCAUUAGUAAUCAUUGAACUGGACAGAUAAUCAAAGACAAAUGUGGCUUGUGAACUUUAGAGACGAUCAUUAUGUUGAAAUCACUCCCCGAAUUUCCUGCAACUGAGAAAGUUUAAAUUGAUAACAAAAAAUAAAAAAGGUUAAAAAUAACCAUCAAUAUCCGUCCAAAUUAUAAAUUACGAAUCUAGUUCUCCCCAGCCGAAUAUUCAUAGAAUAUAAAUUUAAGUCAAAAUUAAACUUAGACGAUGAUGUGCUAUAUAGAAUAUUUAAAUAUCAUGAUAUAUGUAUACUUAUACAAUGAAUAUUUUGUAUACAAUAUUUCAUAGACUGGCUUUUUAAAAAUUAUAUAAACAAUUGUCUACUUAAUAUAAUUAUACAUAACUGUUUAUAGGAAAUAAUUUUUGGUAAAGGUUGAAAUCGGACCAUAACAUUUUGAUUGACGCAAAGUGAUUUUUUUUCCCCAAACGUCAUUUUUCAAAAAAAUUUCAAAAUAAAAGAAUUUUGGGGGAACUGAAAUAUUUUUGAAAUCUUGGUGUUUCCUGCUCAAUGGAAAAGCCGCUUCUUGCCCAACGUUUGUUCU